AAGAAGAGGAAGAAGAAGAAACUAUCAUCAGAGGGCGCUGUAUAAUUAUGGCGGUUGUUUCGUACGAAAUGUGUCGUCGUUGAUUUAUAUUUCUUGACGCAAUAAGUAUCCGAUAAUAUGUAAAAGACGACAAAAGUAUCGAAAAAUUAAUAUUCUUACGUAACUAAAAAUUGUCUUGUUGCUGGUUUUAAUCGAUGUUUUCCUUUAAUGAAGAUGAUGGGUCCAGAACUUGCUUUACUUAACAUUGGACAGAAGAAAGCUUCCAGAGACCACAUCACUGCCCAUAAAAUUGCACUUCUUGUUCUAAUAAAGGAAUUCAGUACAGUUAAGAACAAAAAUAGAACUCAGAAAGCUUAUUUGUCUGUUGAAGAAAAUGUUUGGAUUCAAACUAAUCAACAGCAUCGAGACUUUGCUAUCACGACUUUGAAACUCAUCCAGAACCCGGAUAUGGAUUUAAAGCAACUAAUAAGUAUUAUCAAACCUAUAUUACAUCCACAAACGUAUACAAUGGUUUUAGACAGAUUGAAUGAAUUAAAAUUACAAGGCGUAGCAGGAAUAAUGGAUUAUAUUCAGUCAUUGGAAUCGUUAUUGGUUGAUCCACAUAAUCAAACACCUGUGGUGCACAAGAGCAGCGUUCUUGGUCUUUUUCUUCGAAGAAUGCUAUUGGCAUUUGAUAAAUUAUCUUUCAGUCAAGCUACAAAACUGUAUCAUAAGUUUUGCUUAUAUUAUAAAAAUGGAUUUAAAAAUGAUGACAGUAUAUAUAAUGAAGAUAUUUCUACUAUAAGUGAUCAUAAAAUUAUAGAUGAUGAUGAUAAAGAAUUUGAAGAUAAUCAAGUUCUUGCUUCACAAAAACAAGCUGAAUUUUUUGUUGCUCAACAAGCUGCACUAUUACAAAUUAAUGAGAAGGAAGCCUUAUCACCACCUCAUCUACAACAAAAAAUUAGAGAAUUGUUAAAAGGAAAUCCAGAAUUAGCUGAAGCUCAUUAUUUAAGUUUUUUAAAUAGCCUUCGAGUUAUGGAAUACUGUGGUGCCAUUGAGAAUUUAUAUCAUCAUUUUGAUAGGAGUGUUCAUAUUCAUCAGGACACUAAAUUGAGUUCUAAUAAUGAGGAAACAGAUCGAAAUUUUCGUUACGCUGCAUUGAAUCUUGCUAUUUUACAUGCCAAAUUUGGACACAAAAAUGAAGCACUUUCUGCUCUUAAAGAAGCAAUUAUGAUGGCUCAAGAAGCUAAUGAUAAUAUAUGCCUUCAGCAUGCACUGUCAUGGCUUUAUCAACUUACUCCCAAAAACAUUGAAAAUCUUAUAGAACAUUCCAUAGCAAAAACUGGUGAACAUAAUAUGUGGUAUUUAUCAUCAUUGGGAGUUCUAGCUUUAACACAACUAAAAUCAUUAUCAUCUACCAAUCCUGCUCAUGUAUUUGAGGUAAUGAUGAAAAGUGAUAUUUUAAACUGUCAGCAUUCAAUGACCGAAUUAAUGGGAAGUUCCUAUUCACAAAGAGCUGCUUUAUGGACAUUAUAUGGAAACAGUUUAAUGUCUGUAUUAAUUAGUCAGUUAUUACUUCACUUAAACAUAUCUGAUCCUAUAAGAGGUGGAGUUUAUCACAUUGGAAAGGGCACUUGUCUUGCAUUAUGUAAUAUAGCAAAAAUGUACAGUAGUCAGGGUCAAUAUAAUUCAGCAAUAGAAGUUUUGUCUCACGCCAAAGAAUUAUUCAAUCCUCAUGUUGAACUUGCUCAUAAUUGGAUGCUUUGUGAACAAAUUGUGUUGUUUGAGAGAGCAAUUCAUCAUGGAAAGUGGCAAGAAGCUUCAAUGGCUAUUGCUAGCAUAGAUAUAUUAGAUCCAUUAGAAGCUACUUACAGGAAAGCACUUUUACUUAUAUAUCAAGGUAAUAAAACAGAAUCUCAUACAUUAGUAAAAAAAUUGUUGGGAAAGUGUAAAGAAAAGUAUGGUCCUCCUGCUUAUUUUCUUGCUAGAAUUCUGUUAUUGGAAGCUGAAUUAUUUAUUCAGUCAUCAAGCUAUGCAUCAGCAAUACCUUCUCUGAUGAAAUGCUUAUCCAUUUGCAAAGACCAUCAUUUAAUGUCUUAUAAAUUAUUAACAAUCCUGUAUCUCUCAGGAGUUCAGUUUAUGUUGAAUCUACCACAUCAGGCACUUCAUUUAUUGGAUCAGAUCUUUAUAAAUUUACUUGCCCAAUGUUCUCUGUACGAUAAAGCACGAGCCUACUUACUCUAUGCCAAGUGUCUUCUAGCUUGUACAAAGUUUGAUUCUCUUGAAUCUAAGAAAGAAGCAUGAUAAACAAGAAGUUUGGACUCUGUCUGCAGGGUGCAAUCACAGGUAUCACUGUUUUUUCCUCAUUUUUGUGGUGUAUAUCCCUGUUGAUAAACUUCAUUACUUUUGCUGUUGAAAAAAAGCUAUUUGCCUGCUUUUGGAGUGUGAUUAUGUUAGACCUAACAGACUUCCAAAGGGGAAUGAUUGUUGGUGCAUGCCUAGUAGAGGCUUCUCUGACCUGAGUUGACGAGUUUAGUGAGAUCUACUGUUUCCUUGAUCACAUCUCAGUAUGCAAAGACACACAAAACAUCUGACAGAAGCAGCUGUGGUAGAAAGUGAAAGCUGGAUGCAACGGACAGAAGAGCACUUUGUCAAAUUGUAAGGAGAAAACAAAACUACAGCAGUGCAAAUUACAGCAGAAUUGGCUGCAAGUGUAAGGAUAUCGGUUCACUGCAAACCGUCUGAUGUGCACUGCAUAAAGAUAAAGAUAUUUUAAAUUUAUAUAUCAUUUUUCUUAUUAAUAAAAUCAAUUAUAUGACUAUGAAUAAAUAUUAUAAUGAAUAACAUAAGAUGGUUUAUGACAGUUUUCAUUGUCUUCCAUUUUAAUAAUUUUUAAUAAUCCUAUAAAUUACCCUUUCAGAACCUUUUUAUCCAGUUAGCUAUGAUAUUUUGAUGCAAAAACAAACGUUUCCGACACUAUCGAGUUCUGCUUCAGGUUCGAUAUUGCGAUGUUGUUCCAACUUUGGAAUGCCCAGAGUUCAAAUUUUAAACUGCCAGCAAAUUUUA
This is a messenger RNA of Centruroides sculpturatus (bark scorpion), 3045 nucleotides long. RefSeq names its product anaphase-promoting complex subunit 5-like (gene ida). The transcript is spliced from 18 exons. Gene Ontology annotation, biological process: anaphase-promoting complex-dependent catabolic process; positive regulation of mitotic metaphase/anaphase transition; protein K11-linked ubiquitination. Gene Ontology annotation, molecular function: protein binding. The record is from RefSeq and is a predicted model, not a curated record. Lineage: Eukaryota; Metazoa; Arthropoda; Arachnida; Scorpiones; Buthidae. Bases 208 to 2283 code for a protein of 691 amino acids. Gene Ontology annotation, cellular component: anaphase-promoting complex.